AAAAAGAGUCGCAACUCCUCUCGUCUUUCUCAAUCCCCCCCCUAAACCCUGAUUCGAGGGAGAUUGAAUCGCAAUGCCCCCCACAAAAGCAAUUGUCGCCCGCGAGCCGCGCUUCAGCGCCCUCUCCUGGGCCCUCGAGCCCGUGCACGUCGCCGACACGCCGGGCCCCGAUGAAGUUCUCGUGGAGAUGGUCGCCUCGGGCGUCUGCCACACCGACAUUGUCCUCUCGGCUGUGCCCAACGGGACGUUUGGGAUUAGUUAUCCAAAGGUUAUGGGGCAUGAGGGAUCUGGAUAUAUCCGCAGAAUCGGAGAGAAUGUCACGGGUCUCAGCGAAGGCGACCCCGUCCUCCUCUCCUUCUACUCCUGCGGCGAAUGCGAGCAGUGCGCGGAGAGACACCCGGCCUACUGCCACGAGUUUGCGGGGGAGAACUACAUUGGACGAAGGGGAGCUGUUACUAGCGCUACAUCAGAAGAGGGAGAAGACUCCAGGAAAGGCAGGGAGGAAAUCUACUCGCGCUUCUUUGGCCAAUCGAGUUUCUCACGGUACAGCAUCGUGGACAAAGCCUGUGUUGUCAACGCCAAACACCUUGUGAACAGCGAAGAGGAGCUGUCUCUAUUUGCGCCCCUGGGCUGCGGGUUCCAGACGGGGAUGGGCGCCAUUGAGAAUAUUGCGCGGCCGACCGAGUGCGAUGUUGUUGUUGUAUUGGGGCUGGGGAGCGUGGGGUUGGCUGCUUUGAUGACCACCCAAAUAACCCCGCACAAAGCCACAAUCGGCAUCGACCGCAUCGCCUCGCGGCUGCAACUCGCAACAGAGCUCGGCGCAACACACGUCAUCGACACCUCGCCCGACGACGUCAUCCUGCACAAGGUGAUUCUAUCCCUGUACCCGAACGGCGUCUCCGUUGUCAUCGAUACGACGGGGUCACCUGCGAUGAUCGAGGACGGUCUUAAGGCGCUGAGGCAGCGGGGGAAACUCGUUCUUAUUGGUGUCCCGCCGAUGCAGUAUGAGUUGGGAGUUAGUGCGAUUAAGCAUAUGAACGCGGGGAGGUCCAUUAUCGGGUGUAUCGAGGGUGACUGUGUUCCGAAGGAGGCGGUUGAAAAAUUGAUCCGGUGGUACCGCGAGGGCAAAUUCCCAAUCGACAAGCUGGUUACGUAUUUCGAGGCGCGCGACUUCGAGGACGCACUCGCUGGGCUGGACGACGGAUCUGUGGUCAAGGCGGUCCUCAAGUGGAAGGAUGUUUAGGUUGCGCAAGGAAAUAAACAAAUUCAAGUACAUGUACAUCAUUUCUAUCGUGCAAUCAUCUUCCAGCAUUGCACAGGCACACGCACCUUUAUCGGAUACGUUGUAUCUCGGAUAGAACAUUGAAGGUACUUGUUAUCAAGGAAGAACAGGUACGGAUCUCCACUAGAUAUAGGCUACGCGACGGGUGCUGUCGAGGAAGGAACGAAGGGCGGUAGAUGACCUCCCAUCUCACUCAGAACCUCUCUGACCU
Messenger RNA from Aspergillus calidoustus, 1493 nucleotides. The record is from the annotation of a GenBank genome assembly. NCBI's taxonomy places the organism in Eukaryota, Fungi, Ascomycota, Eurotiomycetes, Eurotiales, Aspergillaceae.